AUGUUGGACUUGAGCGUGGGAGAUGGGAAGACCUGCAUGGUUGCAAUCAAGCGGAAUGCUUCCCUCAUUGGUGUGUGCUUCACCAAUGAUCACAGGGAUGCCCUUUAUGCCCGUCUAGAAACCGAAGUGUUCAACCAGUUCCAGAAGGCUGAUUCCAAGCUCUAUGAGCCGGCGUUGGCAACCAUCUUGGGGACCCACAAGAAGAGAAAGGACAAGAAGCCAAACAAGACAGAGAAGCCGGGAAAAAAGGAUACCAAGGAUGAUACAAAAGAGGAAGAUGAAGAGGAGGAAGAUGAGGAUGAACAGGAGGAAUCUGAGCAGGAAGAGCCAGAGGAGGAUGAGGAGGACGGUGCGGAGGAGCCUGAGGAGGAGGGCAUUGACUCUGAUGAGGAGGCAGGCCCUGAUCCCAAAUCCCUAAGCUUGAAGCCCUAA
Molecule: messenger RNA, 432 nt
Organism: Symbiodinium pilosum
Lineage: Eukaryota; Dinophyceae; Suessiales; Symbiodiniaceae
Source: the annotation of a GenBank genome assembly